GAUCCAAUAGAUGGCACGCGAGGGUUUGUAAACGGAAGUCAGGCCGCCUUAUAUGUGAUGAAGAAGAUGACAUGCAAAGAGAUGAAGAUGAAAAAGAUGACAUGGAAGGAGAUGAAGAUGAAGAUGAAGAUCAAAUUGAAGAUGACAAUUGUGAAACUUUUAAUGAUGAUAGUGAUAAUAAUGAAGAACAUGAGUUUGCUUAUUCUGAAAGUGAUUGAUGAUGGAGCGAUGGUUAAAGGGAAGCAUUCAAAACCGAGACCUAGAUCAACAAAUGCCCUUGGAAGUAUCUCUUUGCCUACAAAUGCCAGUACGUUAGCUGAUAUAUCUAUUCAACAACAAAUGCAGCAGGACUAUAAUGAUGUGCCAUCUAAGACACCUUCUUUGUUGGGUGCAUCUGCAGAGCAAGUUCACAAUGAGACAUCUACUCAUGAUUCUCGUAAAUUCCCAUCUACUGAUUUAGGUGCAAGUGUAGAUGACACAUCUUCAAGGCCAAGGGGUCAAGAGCUGAGUGUGGGAUUACGUACUCCUGUAGAUCCAUCCAACAGAUUACGUAUAACUCUUAUUGGGGAGAAGUAUGUUAUCUUGUUAUAAGUGUUAUUUGUUAAUGAAAUUAUUAUAUUCUGUAAGAAAUUUUAUAGGUUUUUUCGUUGAAAAAAAUUUCCAACAGAAAAAUUAUCAACGGAAUUUUCCGUUGGAACUGAGUUUCCA
This is a messenger RNA of Theobroma cacao (cacao), 708 nucleotides long. Lineage: Eukaryota; Viridiplantae; Streptophyta; Magnoliopsida; Malvales; Malvaceae. The record is from RefSeq and is a predicted model, not a curated record.